This is a messenger RNA of Trichomonas vaginalis G3, 513 nucleotides long. Its product is annotated as sulfurtransferase protein. The coding region runs from base 1 to 513 and encodes 170 amino acids. Lineage: Eukaryota; Parabasalia; Trichomonadida; Trichomonadidae. The transcript has a single exon. The record is from RefSeq and is a predicted model, not a curated record.
AUGUUACUUCAACUGACAAUAGGAAGCUCUAUUCUUUUUGCUGAGUUUGCAAACAACACUUCUGCUGAUGGACUAAGAGAAAAGCUUUCAAAUAGUUCGAUAACACUUGAUAUUUCGGAUUAUUCUAAAUUUGAAAAAGUUGGUGAACUUGGCUUCACACUCCCUAGGAAUGAUGAAGAUAUCACAACCCAAUAUGGUGAUUUAAUCCUAUAUUUAGGAAAACGAUUUGUUAUUUAUUAUGAUGUGAAUCAUUGGUCAUUGACAAGAUUAGGGAAAAUCAUGAACAUAACACAAGAUAAACUUAAAUCAAUAUUAGGUGAAGGUGAUGUCACAGUAACACUAUGCUUAGCAGAAAAUUCCUCAAUCACAACAAAAUGCAAUGAAUCACCGGUCAAACCCAAUAGUAAUAACCACAAAACAACAAUAAUUAUUGUUUGCACAGUUGUUGCAGUUGUUGUUGUUGUAGCUAUUGUAGUUAUCAGCAUCAUAAUAUAUAAGAAGAGAAAGAACUGA